UAAGGUUUUGAAUCAUCCGAAAAAAAAGAGAGACGCGAGCAAUACGAGAGAUAAAGAGAGAGGUUUAGGUUUGGUUAUUAUCUUGUGAUAUUUAUUUUGUUUUUGUGAAACAUUAUUUUUUUAAGAGUGAAUAAGAGAUAAGUUUUGGUAUCAAAUUUAUUCGAAAUCUACAUCAAAAGGUAGGUUAAAAACCUAACAUGAAGAGUGGGAGAGAAGUUAAGAACGGUGGUGUCGAGGAAGAGAGAGCUGCAAAGCGGAAGAGAGUGAUAAACGGAGCUGCGAAAGUAGAGGAGGAGAAGAGAAUCGGAGAAGCUCAAGGGGAGCUCGAUGACGACGAUGUUGAUGCCUCCUCUAAGGUUCUUCGGGGGAAACAUUCAUCACGCCAUGUUGAAGUUGGUCGAGAUUGCCCUUAUCUUGAUACCGUCAAUCGUCAGGUCUUGGAUUUUGAUUUCGAGAGGUGUUGCUCGGCCACCAUGUUGAAUUUGAACGUGUAUGCGUGUCUUGUAUGCGGGAAGUACUUCCAAGGAAGAAGCCGUAAGUCACCUGCUUAUACACACAGCUUGGAAUCAGGGCACCACGUUUAUAUCAACCUUGUCACGGAGAAGGCGUAUUGUCUUCCUGAUGGUUACGAGAUCAACGACCCUUGUUUGGAUGACAUUCGUCAUGUUUUAAACCCAAGGUUUAGUAGAGCACAAGUAGAAGAGUUUGAUAGGAAUAAGGAGUGGUCUAGGGCUCUUGACGGCUCUCAUUAUCUUCCGGGGAUGGUGGGGUUGAACGACGUACAAAAGAGUACAGAGUUUGUGAACGUUACAAUCCAAUCGUUGAUGAGAGUUACUCCUCUACGUAACUUUUUCCUUAUUCCCGACAACUAUCAGCAUUGCAAGUCUCCUCUUGUUCACCGCUUUGGGGAACUCACUCGAAAGAUUUGGCAUGCUCGCAACUUCAAAGGACACGUCAGUCCACAUGAGUUCGUGCAAGCUGUCAUGAAAGGCAAGAAACGAUUCAGGAUAGGCCAACAGUCAGAUCCAGUAGAGUUUAUGUCUUGGCUCCUCAACACUUUGCACGUGGAUCUUCGAACUUCAAAGGACGCCAGCAGUAUUAUCCACCAGUGCUUCCAGGGUGAGUUAGAAGAGGUGAGAGAGUAUCAAGAAGGUAUUGAAAAGAAAGAAAUCUCCAGGAUGCCUUUCCUGAUGCUUGGGCUAGAUCUGCCACCGCCUCCUCUUUUCAAAGAUGUCAUGGAGAAAAACAUCAUUCCGCAGGUUGCUCUAUUCGAUCUGUUGAAGAAGUUUGAUGGAGAAACGGUGACAGAGGAAAGGCUAGCCAGAAUGAGAUAUCGAGUAACGAAAUCUCCUCCCUACUUGAUGUUCCAUAUGGUACGGUUCAAGAAGAACAACUUCUUCAAGGAGAAGAACCCUACCUUGGUUAGCUUCCCAAUGAAAGACAUGGAUCUGAGGGAUUGCAUACCAUCAUUGCCUACUACAAAGUAUAAUUUAAUCGCCAACAUUGUACAUGAUUCGAAGCCAGAGGAUGGGUAUUUCAGAGUGUUUGUGCAGCGCAAGUCGCAAGAACUGUGGUACGAGAUGCAGGAUCUGCAUGUUGCAGAGACGCUUCCACAGAUGGUAGAACUAUCGGAAGCAUACAUGCAGAUAUAUGAGCUGCAGGAGGAAUAGAGCAGGCAGGAAACAAAGCUUUUACUCCUCGGCGUUUUAAGAGUUAGUUUCCAGGUUUUAUUUCUUGAAUUGAGGAUAGAGAAGAGAUUAAACAUUUGUUCUUCAAUAACUCCUUUAGGUGAUAGAUAAUCUUGAACCUCUUAAAUAUCCAGGCUAGAUGUCAUAUAAUUCGGUAUUGAAAGACCCAAGAAAAAACGAAUAUAUGGAACAGCCAUUUGAAUCAUUUUGAGGUUUUCUUUAUAAAUCUACUUGGGUAAGCGCGGGAUUUUGACGUAAUUAUGUGUUUUGUCGAAAUAUUUUUUUUUUAGUUUGAAAAGAAUAAUUAUCUAUUUUGGUGACAAAUUAUUUAAAUGUGAUCUUUUUUAUAUAACAUGUUAUGAUACCGAGAGCUGAAUUAGUUGUUGUUAACCAAAUUGCAUAAUUAUACUGUUGUAAUUUUUGAAAUGAUAUAAUAUUUUAUUUUUAUUAA
Messenger RNA from Raphanus sativus (radish), 2139 nucleotides. RefSeq lists its product as uncharacterized. The coding region runs from base 198 to 1670 and encodes 490 amino acids. Gene Ontology annotation, biological process: spliceosomal complex assembly; protein deubiquitination; mRNA processing. Gene Ontology annotation, molecular function: zinc ion binding; cysteine-type deubiquitinase activity. Lineage: Eukaryota; Viridiplantae; Streptophyta; Magnoliopsida; Brassicales; Brassicaceae. The transcript has a single exon. The record is from RefSeq and is a predicted model, not a curated record.